ACCCUUUUCCCUUUACCCUUUACCAUUCCUGUUUUUUUUUUCUUUCUACUCUGUGCCCUCUAUGGGGAAAAUCUGGGUUGAGAUAUGCUUGAUAUCUGCUCGUGGGGUCAGAGUUUCACGCUCACUUUGGAAGCGUCAAUGGUAUGCUGUUGGUUGGGUUGAUACUAAGAGUAAGUAUUGCACCAACGUUGAUGCUUCUGGGAAUGCAAAUCCUGUUUGGGGAACCAAGUUUGCCAUUCAGGUUGAUAACUCAGACCCAAACUUACAAGAUCUUGCACUGAACGUCGAAGUUUACAGCAGAGACCCCAUAUUCCUCACAGAGAAGCUUCAUGGCUCAGCCACGGUUAUUCUCAGAGAGUUUCUUGCCAAGCAGGUCAAGAACUCUGAGGUUUCAGGGCCGAGGCAUGAGGAAGUAGGAAGCUACCAAUUACGAAAGAAGAAAUCCAGCAAAUCAAGAGGCUUCAUUGAUGUUUCAGUUCGUGUUUCUGAGGACAAGGAAGAGCCUAAUUCUCACCCAGGUAAUGGGGGAGGAAUAGUGCUCUUAGAUCGUGGCAAUAGUACCCAGUUGACCCCAGAUAUUGGAUUUGGGCAACCUUAUCAGCAGCAAAUGGCUAAACCUUCAUUCCAUGGGCCAGAAAAACAUCCACAAACUACUGUCUCUUACUCACAUCCAGUGCCAUUUCCUACAAACUAUUCUAACCCAUAUGUGGGUGGACCAAGCUACCCUGCAGCUACUGGACCAAGUUAUCAACCACCCAGAAAUCCACACUCAAAUGUUGGUUAUAUUCCCACUUUCCCCCCAAGUAGUUAUGGCUUGGAACCAAGUUAUAUUAACAUGCCAUCAUCCUCUGGGGUAGCCCCAAGGCAGAGGGGACCCCCAGGAUUUGCAAUGGGUGCAGGUGCUGGAGCAUUAGCAGCUGGUGCUGUAAUGUUUGGUGAUAAUUUAAUGUCAGGUUUUGAUGUUCCUUCAGGUCUUGGAGAUCCCAGUCUUACCAUUGCAACUGAUCCUCUUUUCUGAACAAAGUGUUAAAUUUAAGCAGCUUCUGUAAUUAUAUAUUAGGCUGCACACUAUUGUUUACUGCCUACCCGUAAACAAGAUAUGUCCAUGCCAUAAGAGUUCUAGUAUCUUUAGGUUUACUCUAUCAAAGAAAAUGCUCAAGUUUCUUGUGUCUGGUCUGAGUCUGGAGAGCAUUUUUAGUGCUCCUGGAGCAUCAAGUAUGAGACAACAUAUUAGAGCUGAUUUCUUGUCAUUUAAAAAGAGACAACAUAUUAGAGAUGAUUUCUUGU
Molecule: messenger RNA, 1287 nt
Organism: Gastrolobium bilobum
Lineage: Eukaryota; Viridiplantae; Streptophyta; Magnoliopsida; Fabales; Fabaceae
Exons: 2
Coding region: 62-1018 (318 amino acids)
Biological process (GO): defense response
Source: RefSeq, a predicted model, not a curated record